This is a messenger RNA of Eimeria acervulina, 2673 nucleotides long. RefSeq names its product NADPH-cytochrome p450 reductase, putative. The transcript has 12 exons. NCBI's taxonomy places the organism in Eukaryota, Apicomplexa, Conoidasida, Eucoccidiorida, Eimeriidae. The record is from RefSeq and is a predicted model, not a curated record. The coding region runs from base 1 to 2673 and encodes 890 amino acids. Gene Ontology annotation, cellular component: cytosol. Gene Ontology annotation, molecular function: oxidoreductase activity; flavin adenine dinucleotide binding; FMN binding.
AUGGGUUUCAGCAACAAACAAGCUGCUGUUGCUGCUGCUGCAGCAGCAGCUGCAGCAGCUGCUGCUGUGGCCUACUAUAUUUUUAGGGCCCGAAGACUCCACUGCAGCAGCAGUAGCAAUAUUAACAACAGCAGCAGCAACAACAGCAACAACAACGGCAGCAGUACCAGGAGCAACAGCAACAGCAGCAGCAGCAGCAGCAGCAGCAAUAACAGCAGCAGCAGCAGCAGCAGCAGCGUUGGGGUGUAUAUACACUUCGGGUCGGAGACAGGGACAGCCGAAAGCGGGCCCCCAAAUGUGGGGGGGCCCCCUCAAGGCGGUGCCUUCCAAGGAAAGGGGGGCCCCCAGGGGGGCCCCCAAGGGGGCCCAGGGGGGCCCCCCGUUCAGAGCCCCCCUGGGGGCCCCCAUGGGGCCCCCUGGGGGCCCCCAGGGGCCGAGGGGCCCCUCCCUUUGCGUGUGUUGGUGCUCGCAACCCACGGCGAAGGAGAGGCAACAGCAAGCGCGCAGCAGUUUGAAGACUGGCUGAAGGGAUUAUGCAAGUGGCUGCGGCAGCUGCAUCUUCAGGCCGUACAGAGGCAGGAUUAUGCUGCUGCGGUGUCUCUGCUGCAGCAGCGGUCAGCAGCCGUCCAGCAGCAGCAGGACCAACAGCAGCAGCAGCAGCAGCAGCAGCAGGAGCCUGUGUUCCUGUGUGGGGUGUUCGCUGUCUUAGGACUCUGCAGCAGCAGCUACCCAAGCACAUACAAUGCGAUGGCGUCGCGCACCCACAGGGCCCUGCGGAAGGCCUGCCGCGUGCAGCAGCAGCUGCACGAACUAGCUGCAGACAGCAGCAGCAGCAGCAGCAGCAGCAGCAGCGGCAGCGGGGAGUGCGAUGAUAGAGGAGACACAGAAGCAGCAGCGCAGCAAUGGACGGAGCAGCAGUUGCUGCCAGCUCUGCAGCUGCUGCAGCAACAGCGCAGCAGCAGCAGCAGCAGCAGCAGCAGUAUCAGCACCAGUGUACAGGCUACGGCACGCACAUUGCACAGCGCUACUUACUCCGAUGAAGCAGCAGCAGCAGCAGCAGCAGAAGCAGCAGAAGCAGCUGGAAUGGAGGCGGUGCGUAUGUGGGUGGACCAGCAUAAACCUCCAACUGUAGUAAUUAUUAAACAGGCGGAAGCAAAAACAGACAGCGGAAACGGCACAGCACGAGGCAGUCCCUCGCAGCAGCAGCAGCAGCAACAGCAGCAGCAUCAGCAUCAGCGGCCCUCAUCCACAUCUGCUCGCUUCGCCUUUGCUAUGGAGCCUCUAGUGUUGCUGCGCAGCACCGAUUUGGUGCAGCAGGAGGUGACGGCGGCAGAUCCAGCAGCAGAUGCAGCAGGAUCUGGUGCUGCUGCUGCUGCUGCCGCUGCUGCAGCAACGUCUGACUGCAGAGAGCUGGAGUUUGAUGUCACCUUGGCCCCUCGUUUGAGGUGUCACACAGCAGACACCCUCUACGUGCUGCCUCGAAACAGCAAAGAAGAGGACGCCCUUGCGCUGUACUGCAGCUUUGAAGUGCCCAGCAGGACAGAGCUGUCCGUCUUCAGCUGCUUCGUUGAGGAGCAGCAGCAAAGGAGACAGUGGCUGAGGCUAACUACCGACCCCACGCAAGCAGACACGUUUGCUGCUGCAAUAAGGGGACAGGGCUGGUGUCUCCGCGGGUUGUUUGCUGCGCUGCUACCUUCAAUCAACUUGGCGGCAGCAGAUUUGGGGCUGCUGCUGCUGCUGCUCUCGCGGCACCGCAUGCCCAGGGCCUACACCUUAUCUUCUUCUCACCUGCAGCAGCCGCAGCAGGAGCAGCAGCAGGAGCAGCAGCAGCAGCUGCAGCAGCUGCUGCAGCGGCAGGUAACUCGGACAGCUUCUAUCUGCCUCAACCGCCACCGAACGCCAAGAAAAGACCCUCAGCAGCUGUUGCUGCUGUUGAAGCAGCACGGGAUCUGUCCCUUCGGGUCUGCUGAGGGUUUGCCCAAAGGCAUGCAUGAGGGUCUCUGUUCUUCUUACCUCUUAAACCUGCAGCCGCUCCUUGGAGACAGCAGCAAAGAAGGAGCGGGGGGGGCCCCUGCUGCUGCACUCUGCUGCUGCAAGCCUUCCUGCUUCAAGCUCCCUGCUGGUGCAGACUGCCCGCUGCUGCUUGUUGCUGCUGGCACAGGCGUAGCUCCGUUUGCUGCGUUUGUGCGGCACCUUGCUGCUGUUGGGGGGCCCCACGCAGCAAACUGUCUCUUUUUCGGGUGUAUAGACACCCAGCACUUCCUUUUUAAAGAUUUGUUUCUGGCGCACCUCGAUCAGCAGCAGCAGCAGCAGCCAGAGGUCCAGCAGCUGCUGGAUAUACACCGACAGCAGCAGCAGCAACAGCAACAGCAGCAGCAGCAGCAAAAGCAGCAGCAAAAGCCUGUGCUUAGUCGUCUGUUUCUUGCUCUCUCCCGCGCCAACCCAAACCGCAAGGUGUACGUACAGCACAAACUCAUUGAAGAAAAGGACUUGGUGUGGGGUCUGCUGCAGUCUGGGGCUGCUAUUUACGUAUGUGGGAAGCCAGCGAUGGGGGAGGCGGUGCAGCAGGCGUUUGUUUCUGUUGCUGCUUCUUUUGUUGGUGACAAAAAGGCAGAGAACUUAAUUCAGCGCAUGCACGAGACUGGGCGGUAUAUAGAGGAGUUGUGGGAUUAG